This is a messenger RNA of Pyricularia grisea, 2100 nucleotides long. RefSeq lists its product as uncharacterized. Gene Ontology annotation, biological process: mRNA cis splicing, via spliceosome; regulation of alternative mRNA splicing, via spliceosome. Gene Ontology annotation, molecular function: RNA binding. Bases 266 to 1882 code for a protein of 538 amino acids. The record is from RefSeq and is a predicted model, not a curated record. Lineage: Eukaryota; Fungi; Ascomycota; Sordariomycetes; Magnaporthales; Pyriculariaceae. The transcript has 3 exons. Gene Ontology annotation, cellular component: U2 snRNP; U2-type prespliceosome; catalytic step 2 spliceosome.
CGCGACAAGUGACGCCGACCCACCAGCCGACAACCUCCUGUCGCAACUUUGAUCAAUACAUCACGUUCGACGCAGAGGAUUCGCGAUAUACCAAUCCCUUCAUCAGGACAUCGGUCGAUAAUCAAUGGAAACAAAUUGAGCAACCAACUCAAUUCGUAAGGAACCAGGUGGAGCCGAGUGCCAGAGAUCAGAGGACGGAAAAACCUCGUUGCAGCAGGCCGAGGCCAACCCCGUCUCCCGAAAACAACAGAUCGCGCAAGCAACCAUGGCGACCAACGGCGAUGCUGCCCCACCGGCGGCGGCGGCAGAGACAGCAGCCGCGACCGCUGCCGCAGCACAGCUCGACGGCCUCAGGCCUCCCGAGGGCGUCAUCAUCCCGCCGCCCGGCGAGAUCCGCGAGGUGAUUGAGAAGACGGCGGGUUACGUGGCGCGCGGUGGUCUGGGCAUUGAGCAGCGCCUGCGGGAGAACCACAGCGGGAACCCAAAGUUCAGCUUCGUCACGAGCCAGAGCGACGCGUACAAUCCGUACUACGAGUGGCGCAAGGCCGAGUACAAGGCCGGACGCGGCACGGCGCUGGCGGCAGGUCGGGCGGAUGCGGCCGCGCUGGCCGCCGCCAAGCAGGCCGAGGAGAACAAGGAGCCCCAGGGACCGCCCAAGCCGCCGGAUUUUGAGUUCUCGGCGCGCAUGCCCAGGAUGAACCAGAAGGAUCUGGAGAUACUGAGGGUCACGGCGCUCUUCGUGGCGAGGAAUGGAAGGCAGUUCCAGACGCAACUGAUGCAGCGCGAGACUAAGAACCCGCAGUUUCAGUUUCUUAUCCCGAAUCACACCUUUCACAAUUUCUUCCAACAUAUGGUAGAUCAGUACGCCAUCAUACUCAAGGAGAGCGGGAUGGGAGGGGAUGGGUCCAAGGCUCAGGAGCAGCGGAUCGAGCAGCUGCGGCGCAAUGUUGAGGAUCGGUUUCACAUUCUGGAGAGGGCAAAGCAGCGGGCGGAGUAUGCGGCGUGGCAGGAGCAGGAGAGACAGAAGCAGGAGGCUGCCGAGGAGAAGAAGAAAGAUGACUUUGCACGCAUCGAUUGGAAUGACUUUGUCGUGGUUGAGACUAUCGAUUUUACCGAGGCAGACGCCAACAUUGCGCUUCCGCCGCCGACGACGCUCAACGAUAUACAGUACGCAUCAUUGGAGGAGAAGCAAAACUUCUCGGUAAAUGCCAAGCGUAUCGAAGAGGCAUUCCCCUUUGACGAUACUAGCUACAACGCCUAUCCAGUACAGCAGCAGCAAUCACAACCAGCACAAGAAAAAGACUCGCCUGCAGGGGCAUCACCAGCACAGCCGGCACACAUGCAACAAGACCCUGAGGAGACGCGGAGGAUACAAGAAAGGGAACAAGCCCGGGCGCGCAUGCAUCAGGCCCAGGCAGAUGCCAGAGGAGGGACGGCACCAAUGAAGAUCAAGGAGAACUAUGUGCCCAAAGCAGCAGCCCGAGGUCCAAGGACCGGAGGACAGACGGCGCUGUGUCCAAGAUGUAACCAGCAGAUCCUUUUGUCGGAAUGGGAGGAGCACAUGAGGAUCGAACUGCUGGACCCCAGGUGGAAGGAACAAAAGGCCAAGGCAGAGUCGCGAUACGCAACAACAAACAUAUCGACGGCGGAUGUGGCCAACAACCUCAAGCGUCUAGCGAGUCAAAGGACGGACGUGUUCGACAGCGUCACGGGCCAGCCGCUUUCGGAGGAGGAGAUGGCCCGGCGCAAGAAGGCAGCCAUCAACAGCUACGAUGGAAACCCCGAUGGCAAGAGCCAGGCGCAUAUUGCACACCUGCAGCACGUGAAUGUCGAGGAGCAGAUCAGGGCUAUCCAGCAAAAGUUUGGAGACAAAAAGGAAUAAUUCUGCUUGACAGCAGGAUCACGGUUACUGCUGCCCAAGAAAGGGCUUCCAGAAAAGGGCUUCUCACAUUGAUGCGUCAAUGUAGGGCGCUAGUAUUGGUUCGUCACGUACGUAUAUAGGUAUCUCGUUGUCCAUACCAAGGGCGAUCUCGAUGAGUCUAAAAUUUGCCUUAAAGCCAAGGUCCGCUAAGGCACCCAUGAUUACUAAAUGCCAUCUUC